UGUCCCCUCCCAGGAGACUUAGUUGGGGUGAAAGACUUUGAGCGAGAAACAGACAAUCAGUGAGUUUCAGAGAGGACACAGCCUCUUGGAGAAAGUAGAAUAACCAGACAACUACUUGCAAAAAGGGAGACUCAAGACUCAACGACUCAACAACUCAGUGACAUUGUUUUAAAGUCUUGUGAAGUUUACAAAAAAGCCACAAUGAAGUUGAAACUUCCAAACCCAGGACUGGAUGCCCGGAUCCCCUCUCAUGGGGACCUGGAGAGGAUGGAGAAAGAGGAGGCGGAAGGCAGUGACAGGCCCAAAUGGGACAACAAAGCUCAGUACCUGCUCACAUGUGUCGGCUUCUGUGUGGGACUGGGCAACGUCUGGAGGUUCCCUUACCUGUGUCAGAGUCAUGGAGGAGGAGCGUUUAUGAUCCCGUUCCUUAUCCUGCUGGUUCUGGAAGGAAUCCCGCUGCUGCACCUGGAGUUCGCCAUCGGUCAGCGUCUGAGGAAAGGCAGCGUAGGAGUGUGGAGGUCAAUCAACCCCUAUCUGACUGGAGUUGGUAUUGCGUCCUUGAUCGUCUCUUUCUUGGUGGGUAUGUACUACAACACCAUCAUGGCCUGGAUCAUGUGGUAUCUCUUCAACUCCUUCCAAAAUCCUCUGCCCUGGAGCCAGUGUCCCCUCAAUGCUAACAGGACAGGUCUGGUGGAGGAGUGUGCACGGAGCAGCACUGUCGACUAUUUCUGGUACAGAGAGACCCUGAACACAUCGGAAGCCAUCGAUGAGUCUGGGGGCCUGCAGUGGUGGAUGGUGCUGGCCCUGGUAGCUGCCUGGAGUCUGCUCUAUGUCUGCUGCAUCCGGGGGAUUGAGACCACCGGAAAGGCUGUGUACAUCACGUCCACUCUGCCAUAUGUGGUCCUCACCAUCUUCCUCAUCAGAGGUCUGACUCUGAAAGGUUCUCUAGAAGGGAUCAAGUUCCUCUUCACGCCAGAUGUGAAUGAGUUAAUGAAUCCAGCCACCUGGCUGGAUGCAGGGGCCCAGGUUUUUUACUCCUUCUCUUUGGCUUUUGGAGGUCUUAUCUCUUUCUCCAGUUACAACUCUGUUCACAACAACUGCGAGCAGGACGCUGUACUCAUCUCCAUCAUCAACGGCUGCACCUCGGUGUACUCUGCAACGGUUAUCUACUCCAUCAUCGGUUUCAGAGCCACGCAAAACUUUGAUGACUGCAUCGGAGACAACAUUUUGAAGCUGUUGAAUGCCUUCAACUAUCCUGAAGACAGCAUCACAGACAGCAACUACAAUGAGGCCUUGAUCCACCUCAACCAAACAUAUCCAGACGUUAUUCAAGGAUUAGAAAUACAGAACUGUGACAUGCAGGUUUUCCUCAGUCAGGGUGUGGAAGGAACUGGAUUGGCAUUCAUCGUAUUCACAGAGGCCAUCAUCAAGAUGCCUUUUUCCCCCAUCUGGGCGGUUCUCUUCUUCAUCAUGCUCUUCUGCCUCGGCCUCUCGACUAUGUUUGGCAACAUUGAGGGAGUGGUGGUCCCUCUUCAGGACCUUAGACUGUUGCCUCGAUCAUGGCCCAAAGAAGUUUUCUGUGGUCUGACUUGCUUAAUUUCUUUACUUUUCGGGCUAAUAUUUGCUCUACGCUCUGGAAACUACUGGCUAGCCCUUUUUGACAACUUUGCAGGCUCUAUCCCCCUUCUGGUCAUUGGGCUCUGUGAAAUGGUCUCUGUUGUCUACAUCUACGGCAUAGAUAGGUUUAACAAGGACAUUGAGUUUAUGGUUGGCCACAAGCCCAAUAUUUUCUGGCAGGUGACAUGGAGAUUCAUAAGCCCACUCAUUAUGAUCGUCAUCUUGGUGUUUUACUUUGUUACCCAAAUUACCAAGAGUCUCACCUACUUGGUCUGGGACCAGGAAGCGGAGAAAUUCCCAACCCUCGCCCCUCGUCCAUUUCCAUCCUGGAUCUACAUCAUCAUCUUCAUCCUGGCUGGAAUCCCCAGUUUAACCAUCCCAGGAUUUGCCAUCUUCAAAUUCAUCCAGAGGAAAUGCUGCAAGCAAAAGGACUACAGUGAGAAGACAGUGAACAGCGUCUCCGAAACUGUGACAAUGAGCGAGAAAAUUAAGUUUUAAAUUGCUUGAAAGUAUUUAAAAACAAAGCGAAUUGAAAAUGGAUUGUUGUUCUAUUGUUUGUAUAUACAGUUAUACCUUUUGCGUUUCUUUUUUCUUGCCAUGUACAGUGAAAGAAGAGCAGACUAGAGACUGCAUACAUUUGACAGCAUUUUCUGUAAAAUACUUGUUUUGUAACUAAUAUGUUAUUAUUUUUGUCAUAUUAGUUUCCUGUUAUUGUGUCAUGAUUUUUACAUUUGACAUUUGGAGAAAUAGACUAAUUUAAAUGCUUACUGAUAGUCAGAUGAGUUGAUUGAUACAGCUCUUGAAUAAAUUGGACACAAAGGAGAGCAGCUGGCUUAGCUCUCACAAUCAAAGAUCAUUGUUAGUAGUUGAGCCAAGCUAGCUCCAUGUUUCCAGUCAUUCUGUCUAAACCUGCUGCUAGCUGUAGCUAUUCAUAGCUACUUAGUGAAAAGAUAAUCUCUAUAAAACCACUUUGCCUCUUGCCUUGUAUUUCAGGGUACAGUGUGUAGAAUUUAGUGAUAUCUAGUGUUGAAGUUGCAUGUUGCAGCUGAACACCCCUCACCUCACCCUCACCUUCCAAACAUGAAAAAUAACCUGUGGUAGCCUUUAAUUGUCAUAAAAACUCAAAAGGUGUUUUAGUUUGUCCAGUCUGGACUAAUGUA
This is a messenger RNA of Paralichthys olivaceus (Japanese flounder), 2777 nucleotides long. Its product is annotated as sodium-dependent neutral amino acid transporter B(0)AT1-like. The record is from RefSeq and is a predicted model, not a curated record. Gene Ontology annotation, cellular component: plasma membrane. Gene Ontology annotation, biological process: sodium ion transmembrane transport. Lineage: Eukaryota; Metazoa; Chordata; Actinopteri; Pleuronectiformes; Paralichthyidae.